AUGAAAUCAAUACUUCUUGCAAACAUUUUCAUCUCGGUGGUAUUCGCCGAAUAUUCAUCGCUUGAAAGUGAAUGUAUUACUUCUAGUGGAGUUGACAAGAUAAAAGUCGAUGAAGCUCGUGAAGGUAUUUUUGCAGAAGAUCCAAAAUUUAAAAACUUUUUGAAAUGCAUUCUCACAGAAACGGGCACAAUCAAUGAUGAUGGUACUUUAAAGAAAACAAUAAUAAAAGCAAAUUUUGAGAAAAAUCUCGUUGCUCAAAACGCUGCUUUACUUUGUGCUGAUAUUCGUGGAAGUGAUGUGGAUGAUACAGCUUUUUUGAAUUAUAAAUGCUUUUAUGAGAUAACGAAGAAAUUUAGUUCAUAAAUAAUUUUAGUUAGUGUGAUAUAAAAAUAAAAGUAAAUAUAAAAUAAAGAAAUAUUACA
This is a messenger RNA of Onthophagus taurus, 422 nucleotides long. NCBI's taxonomy places the organism in Eukaryota, Metazoa, Arthropoda, Insecta, Coleoptera, Scarabaeidae. The record is from RefSeq and is a predicted model, not a curated record.